CUAUAUUAAAAACCAAGUGCAACAAAAGUCAGUACAUCCCUCAUUAGUGAGGUUCUAUUAUUUUUAUUUUUAUUUUUAUUUUUAUUUUUAUUUUUAUUUUUAUUUUUAUUUUUAUUUUUAUUUUUAUUUUUAUUUUUAUUUUUAUUUUUUUUUUUUAUUUUGAUUUGAUCCUCCUGAACAUGGAUGAUACCAGUCUUGCACAAAUCCAUGGAGAGAUGUUCUACCAUUCUUCACAAAUUAUUCUUUUCAGCUGCUCUUUGGGGUUAGGGGUUUAAAAUACUUCAGUGGUGCUGUAUUGGAUUUAGGUCGAGGGACACAUUUGGCCAUGUCACUGGUUCUACUUUUUUUGUCUUUAAGAACUCUCUCUGAUUUUUGCAUUGUGUUUGGAAUCAUUGUCACAUUGGAAAGUUCCUCUCAUGCCAAGCCUUUUGGGACAGGAAGUCAUCUUUUGCAAGUCUGUUUUUUAAUGCAAGGUUACAUAAAUAGCUAAUUGGUGUGGCAUCAUUUUUCAAGGACUGCCAUUGCCCCUUCUAUUAUUGGUAGUAUGAUUUUUCCUGUAUCUCCUAACUGCUGCUGCAAUUGUGUUUCAGCUUGUGUUCAGUAGCCCGCUGAUGCACUUGUAGCCUCCCCCAUCUUUAUAAUGUCUCACAACCUGUUUUUGUUUUUUACAUGUUCCGGCAGUUCCUUAUAAUGUGGAACCAUGGUGCAUUAGACACAACCCAAAUUGAAGAAGUUGUGAUGCUGACUGGUUGUAUGAUAUAUACAGUAACAUCCAAGUCUGUUUUAUUUUUUUUUCUGUGUGUGUGUGUGUGUGUGUGUGUGUGUGUGUGUGUGUGUGUGCGCGCUUUCAAGUCAACCUGUUAGUUUUAAUUAUACAUUACAUCAAAUACCUUACACUUCAGAUUAGAAAUAAUACAGUGACAAAAUGGCAUAGUUUUGAAUCAUUUUACAUUUUUGUGGUAUUGCACAGGGGUCACUUACAAAACUAAACCAGGUGCAAGUGUAGUUGUCGUGCCCUAUGUUUGUACAUAAAGAACAAACAUAUAAACAUAGUAUGCAUAUAUAUAUAUAUAUAUAUAUAUAUAUAUAUAUAUAUAUAUAUAUACACACACACACACCUUUUGAUUGGUAUAUUUUGGUAUAUACAUGUUCAUUGACAUUAAUAUUUAGUUAUGGGCUUCUGCAGGGAAUCUAUUGUGUGGUGCUGUUUGUAUGAAUUGCGUCAAGAAAUGCGCUUACCGUUUUGAAAAUGUUAGGCAUGAUUUGAGAAAUGUACUAAAAUGACUGAGAAAAACUUUAACACAUCUGUCAACAACAACAGCCAGCAUCACCACAUCCUCUCUCACUUCCUCUCUUUUGAAUACUUAAAUAGUGAAUAUAUAGUGAACACCAUUGGCUGGCCAUUCUUAUGUAUCAACAUCACAGUACUUGGUACUUAAGAUAUCAAUAGUUUUCUUCAGUAAAUGCUUAUUACUGUAUUUUAAACUUAUCAAGAUUUAGGUUUUCACUGAACACAUUAUGGCAGUGGUUAUUUGGAUGUUAUCCAAACAAUUCACAUGAAAAGAUGUAUGAAAUAGUUAAAUGAACAAGGCGAUUACACGAAGAAGCUAAACUUUUUAUUUGGGUUCCAAGCUAAAAUUCUGAAGACACUGUAUGUGUUGGCAGUGAUCUAUAUCUGUCAAAACUGCAUGUUUUUUCUUUCUUGGAUGGCAGAUUCUGUAAUGGGAGACUACUUCAUUGUUUAAUUAUGCUGCUUAGUCCUGUGGCAAUAUCAUGGAAUAUAUGUAAAGGGUAAUCUGUAAUGGUAAACCUCAUAAACCUUAGUGAUGCACUGUAUAUGUCUGUACUCAUGCACCCAUCCACCCCUUUCCUCUAAACAACAGGCAUUCACUCUGUACAGUCCCACAUCACUUUCUAAAGCUUUGUAGUUCUACAUGGUGGAUACAAAAUAACGGCCAUUUGUAGUGGAGACCAGAAGGAGGAAGCAGCUAGCUCUGUGGUUGUGCUGACAUGUGUGUGCAAUAACCUCCUGUUUCUGACAGAGCAAAGACACACACACAAUAUGCAAAACUGUACUGUGGUUUCUGACAACACACACACAAAUGAACAAAUACAUUAAAUUUUCACAACCUUAACUUCCACAGUUGGCACACAUUUCACACUUGAUCUCAUACAGACACGCACACACACAAAGAAGCAUAUGCUUCGAAGCAGAGGGCGGACACAGACAUUCUCUUGACGGAUAGAGAGUUUUUCCCAUGCUCAUCGACACACCAUGAAAACUGAACCAUUGCUUUGAUGGCGAUAAUGUGAUGAAAUGUAGAAGACAUAAUUUCUUAUUUUCACACACAAGAGCACUCAGCAGCCACUUCUUCUUUUGACUAAAAGGAUGAAUUGCACAGUAGCCCAGAACACGCUAUCCGCAGCCAUAAACUCCACGGACAACUCCACAGCUCAAUCUUCAAAUAUUAAGCUUCCUCCUGAGUACCACAUGAUCCUCCUUGGCAUCUACUCUGUGGUUUUGGUUAGUGGUACUAUCAGCCUGAGCCUGAUGAUGCACAUCUUGAAGUCCAGCUCUACAUCCAGCACCUCCAUUGCUGUACUCAACCUCAUCUUCGCCCACUUCAUCUUUCUCAUCACUGUGCCCUUCAGAAUUUAUUAUCACGUGGCUCAAAAGUGGCACCUGGGAAAGGGGCUGUGUAAAGUGAUCAGCGGCAUGAUCCACAUCCACAUGUACAUGUCUUUUAUCUUCUAUGUGAUCAUCCUCAUCACGCGCCUGAUGACAUUCUACCACAAAGCUGGACAGCUGGCCUCUUUCCAGAGGAUUCAUGCACUCGUGGUCAGUGCUUUGGUGUGGGUGGUGGUGCUUAUCAUGGUCCCUUGCAUCAUCCAUUUUUCCUAUGGCCAAAAAUCCUCAGCAGAUGCAUAUGAAUGCUUCCAUUUUGGCCUUAGCAUACAUUCCGGUGCCAAGGUGUUCAAUUACAUCAUAAGCACACUGAUCAUAGUUGUGGCCACAGUGCUGACAGCCCUCCAAGCCAGUGCCCUCAGGGUUUUAUACAGGAAGCAUCAGGGAUGCACCUCUCAGCAGGACUUUGGGGCUCAACAGAAAAGCUUAUGCUUUGCCCUCAUCAUGGUGGUCUGCUUCAUUCCCUACCACAUGUUUCGACUCUAUUACGUAGCAAACAUUAAUAAUGAGAAUGAGAAUAUCAAUGAGGUGUUUCUGAGUCUGACAACUUUUAACUGUUUGGACAUGCUUACUUUCUUGGGGAGGAGAACCUGCUACACAUGCUUCUUGAGAAAUCUUGUUUGUGAGUGAGGGGGUCAAGAGUGUUUAUUUACUUUAUUUUGCAACUUAAUUAUACUGAACUGUUCUUUAUUGGUUGUCAAAGUUCUGGUGCAGCCCCAUAAACAUAAAAUACACAUUUUCAACUGCACAUGGGAGCCUUGAGAACUACAUCAUAUGAUCCUAAGUGGCUGUGCACAGAAAACUAAACUUCUAUUGUUAUUAUUCUUAUUUUUUUUAAGUACCUGUUUUAGCUUACCAUGUCAAUGUGGUAGACGCAGUGUGUGGUGGCUAUUUGUUACUCAGUAGGCUGCUGAUUAUCAUCUUAAACUGUGUGUCUGUUAAAUAUUUAAAGUAUUUGACAUGACUGUAAACUUUUCUUUGCUUUAACUCAAAAUGAAUGAAAUAAUAAACUCUGGCCAUCUGCAGCUUUGAAUGUACUACACAUGCUUGAAGCUUGAAAUUUGUAAUGUUAGAUCAAGGUUCAGGGUUUAUACAUGAUUUCAUGAGAGAGGCAUCGUAUAUUUAUAUUGUGUUGGCUAACAUUUAACUGCUGUGUGCAUGGCUGAAGUGUGCAGCUUCGUUGCAUUGAGAAGAGAAAUAAAUGUCUAAAAUCA
Seriola aureovittata is the source of this 3900-nucleotide messenger RNA. It is a transcript of the gene gpr141, whose product is annotated as probable G-protein coupled receptor 141. Gene Ontology annotation, molecular function: G protein-coupled receptor activity; oxysterol binding. Gene Ontology annotation, cellular component: membrane. The record is from RefSeq and is a predicted model, not a curated record. Gene Ontology annotation, biological process: G protein-coupled receptor signaling pathway. The coding region runs from base 2390 to 3316 and encodes 308 amino acids. The transcript has 2 exons. Lineage: Eukaryota; Metazoa; Chordata; Actinopteri; Carangiformes; Carangidae.